AUGGCUAACAGCGCGAAGAAAGCCUCCAAUGGCGUCCAACAGAAUGCGUCGUCGUCGGAAGAAGUGACUGUUGCUUUGGCCAGAUUUGUUGCAUCGUUCUCACAAGACGCUGUUACCCCAGAGAUUGUAACCAAGCUCAAGGCAUUGCUGCUCGACUAUCUCGGAGUUUCUGCAUCUGCGGGCGCCUUUGCCGAAUCCAGUCCCAAGUUUUUGGCAGGAAUCGCAAAGUUCUCGCAAGGUGCCACAGGCAGCUGCACUGUUUUGACCAAGGGCUCGACGUUUCUGCCUCAGUAUGCAGCACUUCUGAACGGAGCUUGGUGUCAUACGUAUGAUUUUGACGAUACAACAUCCGAAGCGAUCCUCCAUCCAGGGUGUAGCCUGAUCUCCGCUGCUUUGGCCGAGGCCGAAAACCUCAACGCAACUGGAGCUGACCUCCUCGUGGCUCUGGCGGUGGGCUAUGAAGUUGCCUGUCGCAUAGGAACCGCCCUCGGACUAGGUUCAUACCGCAGAGGAUUCCACAAUACAGGCACGGUCGGUCUGUAUGGAUCAAUCGCAGCCAUCAGCAAGCUCCGAGGGUCUUCUCAGCAGACUGUCGAAGAUGCAUUCGGUCUCGCGCUCUCCAAAGCCGCUGGAUCCAUGCAAUUCUUGGAAAAUGGCAGCUGGAACAAACGUCUUCAUCCUGGAUUUGCAGCUCACGAUGCGCUCCUCUGCAUCAGCUUGGCCGAGGCUGGAGUUAUCGGCGCCACCAAGGCGAUUGAAGGUAAAUACGGGCUUCUUCACUGUUACUCCGAGUCGGGCAACCCUAUCAAUUUGACUCGUGACCUAGGAAAGAGGUGGAGUUUCCUCACAACGGCAUGUAAGCCAUUCCCAGCAUGCAGAAUGACCCACGGCCAGCUAGAAAUGGUUGGGAAAAUGCGCAAAGCCUAUGCAGCUCAUGGACCGCCGGAGCAGGUGACAGUUUUUCUUCCUCCAGGAUGUUUCCCUAUUGUUGGGACUCCAGCUCCAAACAAGAUCGAGCCAGAUUGCAUCGUCGACGCUCAAUUUAGCUCGUACUAUCAAGUCGCUGCUUCGUGGCUGUACGGCAAUGACCUUGGCUGGGCGAUAUACGACAAGAUUCGAGACGAGAAGGUCCGCGAACUUGCCCGCAAAGUCACUUGCAAGAUUGAUGAGUCAUAUUGCAGCCUCGAGUCUCGACUGAAGGUGGUAUUCGGGGAUGGAACUAUCGUCGAGGAUGAAGUAAUCUUUCCCCUUGCAGAGCCCCAGCGUCCAUUUGAAUGGGACACCGGUGUUCAGCAGAAGUUCAAAGGUCUCGCAGAGCCUGUUUAUGGGGCGACAAAGUCCCAACAAAUCUGUGACUUGGUUGGCCGGAUUGAUGAGGUCGCUGUAGUCGAUUUGAUGAAGCUGGUUGCCUAG
Messenger RNA from Fonsecaea nubica, 1413 nucleotides. RefSeq lists its product as hypothetical. The transcript has a single exon. The coding region runs from base 1 to 1413 and encodes 470 amino acids. NCBI's taxonomy places the organism in Eukaryota, Fungi, Ascomycota, Eurotiomycetes, Chaetothyriales, Herpotrichiellaceae. Gene Ontology annotation, molecular function: lyase activity. The record is from RefSeq and is a predicted model, not a curated record.